This is a messenger RNA of Purpureocillium lilacinum, 3183 nucleotides long. RefSeq lists its product as uncharacterized. The record is from RefSeq and is a predicted model, not a curated record. Lineage: Eukaryota; Fungi; Ascomycota; Sordariomycetes; Hypocreales; Ophiocordycipitaceae. Gene Ontology annotation, cellular component: beta-galactosidase complex. Gene Ontology annotation, biological process: lactose catabolic process. Gene Ontology annotation, molecular function: carbohydrate binding; beta-galactosidase activity.
AUGUCGUCCUCCAAAGAAACAGUCGUCGUGCGCCCGAAAGGGAUCCCUCCUCGCGAGGAUGACGCCCGACCGGAUUACUGCAACGAGGCAGUUUUUCGCAGAAACUGCCUCCCCACGCGUUCGUACUACAUCCCGGAAUCCUCAGUUGAGCUCAAUGGCACCUGGGAUUUCCACCUGUCGUCGACCGCCGCCGGUGCGCCCGACCCGACCGACUCUGACAUCGUGGACUGGAAGCCUCUCGCGGUCCCCGGCCACUGGCAGCUCCAGGGAUACGGAAAGCCGUGGUACACAAACACCCAGUUUCCCAUUCCCGUCUGCCCGCCAUAUGUGCCGACGGAGAACCCCACGGGCGUCUACCGCCGAAGCUUCCAACCACCCGCAGGCUGGCCCCGUGAUUCCCAGCUGCGGCUGCGCUUCGACGGCGUCGACAGCGCUUACCACGUCUACGUCAAUGGAGCUCUAGUCGGCUACGCGCAAGGCUCGCGCAACCCCGCUGAGUUUGACAUUGGCAAAUACGUGGAUCGCGAUGGGCCCAACGAGUUGUUUGUCAAAGUCUAUCAGUGGUGUGAUGGUACCUAUAUUGAGGAUCAAGACCAGUGGUGGCUCUCAGGCAUCUUCCGCGACGUCCAUCUCAUCUCUUUCUCGGAGAGCUUGAGGAUUGAGGACUGGUUCCUGAGAACUGAGCUCGACGCCGAGUAUAAAGACGCCACUCUGCGGGCGGCCGUCGACGUGCAGACACACAACGAUGCAAAGCUCAUGUUGACGCUAUCUGAGCUUCAAGAGAACGGUGGCGCUGUGAUAGGGUCCGUCGAGGCCGCGAUCAGCCCCAACGACACAAAGGUCGACCUCAGCCUGCCCGUUUCUAACCCUCAAAAGUGGACUGCAGAGACGCCCAAUUUGUAUUGUGUCGAGCUCUCUUUGAACAGUGACAGUGGUCUCCCGUGCGCUGUCAAGCAGCGAUUGGGAUUCCGCAAGGUUGAGAUCCUCGACGGUCUCUUGACUGUCAAUGGUACCCCCAUCCAACUUCGUGGUGUCAAUCGACACGAGCACCAUCCGCUGCACGGCCGUGCUGUACCUAUGGACUUUGCGAGACAGGACCUUCUUCUCAUGAAACAGUACAACGUCAACGCCCUGCGAUGCUCCCACCAGCCCAACAACCCCAAGCUCCUUGACUUGUGCGACGAGAUUGGCCUAUGGGUCAUGGACGAGGCGGACCUGGAAUGCCACGGCUUCUAUGAUGCCGUGGCACGACCGCAGGACAUCGCAGAGGAGAUUGACUACGAAGAGCGCAAAAAGUUUACAUUCCCGCAGGCCGCCAAGUACACCACAGACAACCCGUCAUGGGAGGCGGCUUACGUGGAUCGUGCUCGCUCGCUGGUCCAGCGGGACAAGAAUCACCCAAGCAUCAUCAUUUGGAGCCUGGGCAACGAAUCCUUCUAUGGCUGCAAUCACAAGGCCAUGUACAAGUACAUCAAAGCGUUUGAUCCAGAGCGGCCCAUUCACUACGAAGGCGACGUUCACGCCGAGACGGCGGACAUGUAUAGCUACAUGUAUCCCCCGAUGGACCGCCUUAUUAAGCUUGUGGAAGAAGAGGGCGUCGAGAACGGCAAGUUCACCAAACCAAUGAUUCUGUGUGAGUAUGCCCAUGCCAUGGGUAAUGGCCCAGGCGGAUUGGAGGAUUAUGAGAAGGCCUUCACCGAUUACCCUCGUCUCCAAGGCGGCUUCAUCUGGGAGUGGGCCAACCAUGGCCUGUGGAAAGAGAACGAUGGAGGAGAUGGCGGGUACUAUGCCUACGGUGGCGACUUUGGCGACACUCCCAACGACAGCACUUUCGUCAUGGACGGCCUUCUCAACAGUUUGCACCAGCCUAUGCCAGGGAUGGAUGAGCUGAGAGUGGUAAACCAACCAGUCCUUUUCGAGGUCGUCGACGGCCAGCUCAUCGUGGAGAACCGAUAUAACUUCCUGGAAUUGGACGGCCAUACGCUCACAUAUACGGUGAGAUAUUUUGACGACGGCGAGACCGUGACCAGCAGUGGAGAACUAAGCCUCCCCGGCGUCAGGCCGGGAGCAAAGGCGCCGGUGACGGAGCUCCAGAAGCUCAUGCCAAACAAUUCAAGCACCGGACGGGAUGCCUACCUGUCUCUGUCAGUCACAUUGGCGAAGCCAACACUUUGGUCAUCGCCUGAUCAUGAAGUUGCCUCGUUCGAGUAUCAGCUUGCCUCUUCGCAAAGUGUCCCUCGCAAUGUCCGUCCCACCCUCAAUGGGAAUUCUCAUGGUGUUCCUCGAGAGCUGUCCGUGUUUGAGUCUCGGGAGAGCACGAUAAUUAGCGGAGACGGCUUCGAGUUCUCUUUUGACAGCGCUCGGGGUGGGCUCAGGAGCUGGAUCUCAAAGCAGCGGACCCUGCUUGAGCCUGACCCUGAAAAUGGGGCGGCGCUAUAUCCCUCCUUCUGGAGACCGGCUACGGACAAUGACGUACCGCUGUCCCUACCCUACUGGAAGCGAUUCGGGCUUGACCAGUUGACAAGUCAGCUUCGAUCCAUGAGCGUCGACAAGGCCGAUCCCCACGCGAUCGUUGUCAGGGCGCAUACAUUUUUCUCUGCCCCCGUGCUUGCCUGGGGCUGGGACUGCGAGAUGGAGUACACCAUAAAGUCAGACGGUUCAUUGAGGGCCUAUGCCACUCGUAUGACCCCGUCGGGAUACAAGCCAACACACGUCCCCCGAAUCGGCUUCAACCUGCGCCUCAGCAAGGCUCUUUCCGAGGUCCAAUGGUUCGGCCACGGGCCUGGGGAAAGCUACCCUGACAAGAACGCCGCAGCGCGUACCAAUAUCUGGAAACAGUCCGUGCCCCAGAUGCAGGUGUCCUACGACGUUCCCCAGGAGAACGGCAAUCGCGGUCGCACCCGCUGGGUUGAGGUCACGGAACCCGGAGAGUCGUUGACGGGCAUCCGAGCGAUUCGCAUCGGUGACGAAUCCUUCUUCGACUUUGCUGCCUCACACCAUAGUGCGCAGACUAUUCAGAACGCGAAGCACCCCGAUGAUCUCGUCGAGGACGACGCAACACUGCUCCGGCUGGACGCCAAGGUUGCGGGUGUGGGCACAGCGGCCUGCGGGCCAGGGGUGCGCGAGGAUCUCUUGGUCAAGUGCGAGGAAAUUAGCUUCGGGUUUGAGCUCAGGAGUCUCUGA